AUGGUCAAGAAGCGCGCAUCCAAUGGACGUAACAAGAAGGGCCGCGGCCACGUCAAGCCGAUCCGUUGCUCGAACUGCUCUCGAUGCACUCCCAAGGACAAGGCGAUAAAGAGAUUCACUAUCAGAAACAUGGUCGAAUCAGCGGCUAUUCGUGAUAUCUCAGACGCAUCCGUAUUCCCCGAAUACACCGUUCCCAAGAUGUACCUCAAGUUGCAGUACUGCGUCUCUUGCGCCAUUCACGGCAAGAUUGUUCGUGUCCGUUCCCGCGAAGGCCGCCGUAACAGAGCGCCACCCCCACGUGUCCGCUACAACAAGGAUGGAAAGAAGGUCAACCCCAACCAGGCCGCCGCGAAGACCACUCAGGCAUAAAGGAUUGUUCGGAAUGG
Messenger RNA from Amorphotheca resinae ATCC 22711, 386 nucleotides. RefSeq lists its product as hypothetical. NCBI's taxonomy places the organism in Eukaryota, Fungi, Ascomycota, Leotiomycetes, Helotiales, Amorphothecaceae. Gene Ontology annotation, cellular component: cytosolic small ribosomal subunit; ribosome. Bases 1 to 369 code for a protein of 122 amino acids. Gene Ontology annotation, molecular function: structural constituent of ribosome; mRNA binding. The record is from RefSeq and is a predicted model, not a curated record. Gene Ontology annotation, biological process: translation. The transcript is spliced from 5 exons.